AUGUGAUAUUAUCUCAUAUCAGGAGUUUUUAUAGCUCUAUUAUUGUACAGCUGAUUCUCUAAAAAAUCCCCAGAAAGUCCCCAAACAAAGCGAUUUUCUUAUAAGACCUUUGAUGAUAAUAAUGAGCCUUCUGCCUUUUCUAUAACAACUUUCAAUACCCUAGCCGACAUGUUCACUCAUUUCCACUACUACACAAAACCCUCCUAUCUCGACUUCAACUAUAGAUUUCCUCUUAUCCAAAGUUUUCUAAAAGAGCUUGACUCAGACUUCAUAGCCCUAGAAGAGGUUGACAAAUAUCCCGAAUUUGAGUCUUUUUUAUCCUCAAUAGAAUAUAGAAGUAAUUUUAUCGAAAGAAGCUCAAUGAAAGCAAGAGACGGCUUAGUCCUCGCAUGGAAGUGGAAAAAAUACCAUCAAAUAGAAACCAAAAGAAUUGAUUAUAAUUCUCAUUGAAAAUGUGACACAAAUAUUAACUAUAAAAAAGACAAUGUUGGGUUUGUGAGUGUGUUUGAAGAAAGGCAAAGCAAAAAAUUGAUAGUAAUCGCAUGCACACAUUUAUAUUGGGACCCGAAGCUGGAAUAUGUGAAAUAUGCGCAGGCUGCAAUGCUGAUUGAUGAAGUGAUAAAAAUGAAAAAUAAAUAUCAAUGUCCAGUUGUCAUUUGUGGGGAUUUUAAUUCGAUGCCUUUUAGCAAUGUUUUGAAUUUAUUUUAUGGGAAGCCUUGGAAACCAACUGGGAAUAAAGAAAUUGACUUAGAAAUCGAAUCUUUGAGGAUAAAGCCGUGGUUUAAGUUUAGGUCAUAAUUAAAUAUGGCGUCUCAACUUGAGUCUGGCCUCUCGGCCAGACAGUUUCGAGCCCUAUUUAAUUAUAUCCGGCAAGGUUUUGCCUAGCUAGAGAUGGACAGCAAUAUCAGGUAAGCAAUUCUGGCAGUGUGCAGAGCCUGAUCCUAGUCCGUUCUCAGGUUAGGAUUUUUACCUCGAAGGAAAAGGAGGCUUGGAGUUGGAAAGGGAAGCCCAGCAGUGCCUACAGGUAAUUCCUAGGCCAUCCGGGCAAGUCCCUAGCGAGAAACCGGGAGUUUCGCCCUGGGCUACAAGUUUUCCUUUUUGCCGAAAGUCGGCCAGAAAUUCCAUUUUUUGGAAAUUUCCUAGCAGACAGCCUUCGUUACAGAGAAAGUAGCUCAUUCAUGAGCCGUCGAAGCCGGAACAUCGUGCAGGAGGCGCACGUUGGAGAUCAAAGCCAGCUGUCCCAGCAACUGGUGGGCCCCGAGCGACGAGAGCGUGGUGGUAGUCCUGGAAGAGCAAUCCCGUAGGAGACGUUAAACGUCAUGGUUAAUAAGUUAAGUUAGGUUUAAGUUUAGGUCUGCAUAUGAAAGAUAUGACGGUAAGGCACAUCCAAAGUUCAGCAACUUUACCUUGAAUUUUAAUGGUUGUAUAGAUUACGUUUUUCAUACGUUUGAGCUUAAGCCAAAGAGAAUUUUGAUGAUCCCGAAUGAAGAGGUUGCUACUAAGGAAGGAGCGUUGCCAAAUAGUGAAUAUCCUUCAGAUCAUUUACCUUUAAAAGUUGAGUUCAGUAUGAGCUAA
Blepharisma stoltei is the source of this 1575-nucleotide messenger RNA. The record is from the annotation of a GenBank genome assembly. Lineage: Eukaryota; Ciliophora; Heterotrichea; Heterotrichida; Blepharismidae.